AUGGUAGAACGACCUGUCAAAGAAGAAAAGGAACACAAAACAGAACCUCUCUUGGAUUUUCCGCCCACAAGAUCCGCUCCCGGGGUCGACAAGAUCGGCGGCGAGAACCCCACGUGGAACGAUCGGUUCCUCUUCAAGGUCCCGUCCGCAUUUCUCUCAAGAGAGACCUCCCAUGUCUCCAUCCAGAUCUACGCCGUCGGCUGCUUCAGCGAUCACCUCGUCGUCGGCACCGUCCGACUUCUGAUCAACAACUUUCUCGACGUCGCGUCCAAGGUUCCGUCGGCUGCUUCAGCGAGACCUUCUGGAAGAUUCCAAGGCGUGUUGAAUGUGGCCGCGAUGGUGAUCGACGGCUCGUACCUGGCUCCGGCGGUGAGCGAGUUGUCUGCAGUCGGGUACCGCGACGCGACCUGA
Malus domestica (apple) is the source of this 411-nucleotide messenger RNA. Lineage: Eukaryota; Viridiplantae; Streptophyta; Magnoliopsida; Rosales; Rosaceae. The record is from RefSeq and is a predicted model, not a curated record.